AUCUGCUUCACAGAAAUGUCUCAGAAAUGAGCUGCAGUUUGCGCCUCUUGGUUUCCUGCAGUGAUUUAUUCUCCCAUGGCCGUUUCUUCCUCGUGUUACUCCGAGAUGCUCUCCCGCACAGAGCGCUCAGUGACCAUUCCCAGAUCAGCCGCAGCCUUAAAGAGAGCUACAAGCUGCUGCAGCUGUCUGCUGAUGAGCACAGCAGUCCCACGCAGGUGAAGGAGGCCUACAUGCGCCUGGCUAGGCUCUAUCACCCAGACUCCGGGGCUCCCACUGCAAAUGCGGCCCUGUUUGCUCAGGUUGAGGAGGCGUACCGUGCUGUGUUGGCACAUCAGAGUAAGUCCAAGCUAUCUGAUGGGCAUAAGGAAGAGGAAGAUGAGGAUAAGUUCAAAGGUAGGGCGAUUCAACACAGGCAUUACCUCAGUUACGAGGGUAUAGGUUCUGGCACACCCAGCCAGCGUGAGCGUCAGUACCGGCAGAUCCGUGUGGACCAAGCGGCUGAGCAAGUGUUAGACUACCGGCAGAGGGAACAUGAGAGGGCAGCCGCUGCAGAGGGGUCCCUGGCGGAGAGAGACGAGCGUCAGCGUAGCCACAAGAUCAAGAUCACCCAGACAGUGGAGAGACUGGUGGAGGACCUGAUCCAGGAUUCAAUGGCCCGCGGAGACUUCAAAAACCUGAGCGGAGCCGGAAAGCCCCUCAACAAGUUUGCGCACAAUCCAUAUGCAGACCCCAUGAUCCACAACCUCAACCGCAUCCUCAUAGACAAUGGGUAUCAACCGCCAUGGGUGGUCACGCAGCGUGACAUCCGAGAGGCAGUGACACGCAUCCGUAAGAGGUUGUUGGAUGGAAGGGCACAACUGGGUGACCCAAUGACCCCCAAAGAGCACAGCCAGUGGGAGCAGCUGUGCGCGUCUGUGGAGGAGGAGCUGAUGAAACUUAACAAGCAGGUGGACAAUUUCAACCUCAUCGUGCCGAUACUCAGCCUGCAAAUGGUUCACUUCAGUCUGACGCGUGAGAUUGAGCGCGCCGAGAGAGGAGCUCCCCAACACAGACUGGACCAGGAAAGGAUGCGAGACAGAAGGAAAGAGUUAACAAAUAAGCACGGUGAAGUAGUCAAGACUCAGAACGCUAAACGACGACUGAUGUCUUGGAUGCAGAAUUUACUUAGAUGAAAAUGACAGUUGAGGAAAAAAAUUAGAUCAGCAGUUCAUUUAUUGUUCGCCUCAGUGAAUAUUUCAGCUCUUAUUGAUGUCACUCUUCUCUGUGCGAUAAUACGGUUGUUGUAGGUUUA
Thalassophryne amazonica is the source of this 1291-nucleotide messenger RNA. It is a transcript of the gene dnajc28, whose product is annotated as DnaJ (Hsp40) homolog, subfamily C, member 28. The coding region runs from base 27 to 1172 and encodes 381 amino acids. The record is from RefSeq and is a predicted model, not a curated record. Lineage: Eukaryota; Metazoa; Chordata; Actinopteri; Batrachoidiformes; Batrachoididae. The transcript has a single exon.